Meloidogyne enterolobii is the source of this 1243-nucleotide messenger RNA. The record is from the annotation of a GenBank genome assembly. NCBI's taxonomy places the organism in Eukaryota, Metazoa, Nematoda, Chromadorea, Rhabditida, Meloidogynidae.
GUCGGGGUCAGUGUAGCGUUAUUCUGUUGAUAUUCGUUUAUUUUAUGUUUUCUCUUUUUGAUUUUCAUUACUUUUCUAAUUAAAUUAUUUUUAUAAAAUUUAGUAUUUUCAUCAUAUUUUUAGACGUUUAUGCCAAUCAAUUUAUUUUUAAAUAUUUUUAGACACAUUUUAAUUGAUUUUAAAUUUUCUAAAAAUGCUUUGUUUACCAACGGAAAUUAAGCUUGACAUUUUAAAAUUCCUCAAUUAUAAACAAUUAUGUUCAAUCAAACAAACUAAUUUAUAUUUUUAUGAUUUUAUUAAUAAAUAUGAAGGAGAGCUUGCUAAAGAAAUAUUAUAUGGAAUUUAUAUUGACGAUAUUAAAAAUGUAUAUCCUGAUAAAAUAAUUAAACUAAACGUUAAUAACCUUAACUUUGCCUUAUUUGAUAAGCAACAUGAGGAAAUAAAUGAACAAAUUGAAGAAAAGUGGAGUAGUGGAUUACCGAUUCCUUUAUAUUUGCCUGAUCAAGAUUUAGGUGGUUCCAACAUUGUUACUUGGUUAUCUACAGCAGGAAUUUCAAAAUAUUUUGUUCGUUCUCAGUUUUCUGAGUUCCAUCGUGUUAUACUAGAACUACCAACCAUUAUUACAAACAAAAAUCAAAUGAAAAUUGUUUAUUAUUAUUUGGAUAGAUUAUUUAAAUGUUCUUUUGAGUAUGGCAUCUUUGAUCGUUUUAUAUUCAAUCCAAAAUUAAUUCAAUUAUUAUUUGGAAAAAUUUCCAAACAAUUUUAUCUUAUACAAUCGUUCCUAAUGUUUUCCAAGGCUUACAAUAGCAAAGAUUUUUUUAAUUUUGCUAUGAAUCAUACAAUCAGUUUGCUUUAUAGAGUCCAGUUUUACCAAUUAUAUCGUGAAAAUAAUAUUAAAGAAUAUGUAGAUAUUUUACAGAAAGUUUUAAUGAAUGGAGAUAAGUUUAACAAUGUUGUAAUAGUGUGCGGAAAUGGCAUGCCAAAACUUUCUGAUUUGGUUAUAAAUCAUAUUGAAACGUUAAAAGAUUGUUCAAAAAUGGCGGAUAAAAUUGUAUUAAAUAAUACCAAUAUUAAUAUUAUUACUACUUUAAAUGAAAAAGCUGAAUUGAUUGAAAAGGCACGUGAUUAUAUGUCAAAAUCAAUAUACAAACUUUCUAGCAAAUAUAAUCCAAAAAUUAAAUUCUCUAUUAGUAUAUUUGGUGGGGGACUUUUAAACAAAGAAAUUGAAAUUAAACGAAUUUAG